Molecule: messenger RNA, 15291 nt
Organism: Sclerotinia trifoliorum
Lineage: Eukaryota; Fungi; Ascomycota; Leotiomycetes; Helotiales; Sclerotiniaceae
Source: the annotation of a GenBank genome assembly
UUUUUAGCGUAUCGGUGAAACUUCGGCUCUAUCAAAAAAAGUUGAUUGCGAUAAAGAAAAAAAGUUCGAGAUAGCUUCAUGAAAACAAACACUUGAUAUCCUACCAAUUUUCAUGAUUGAACGAAAUGGAAGUUGCUCAGAAUGGCAAUAUGCCUGAUAUAGCUAUGGAAGUUGAUCAACAAGCAAACUUGCCAGAAGAAAUUCUCGAAAUCGUUAAACUUCAACAAUCCCCUCACUUCCUCGAAACUCUCGCAAUAUCUGCGCUGAAGCCCAAACAAACUCUCAAAUUAUUCACAUAUUUUAAUACCUUAAUCGCGGACUCAGCUGCAAGAUGGGUCAGCAAAUCGCAUCGUGGUGUUCAAAAAAUCGAAGUAAUUGCAGCAUUUUCACGAAUACUAUAUCUUGCGCCACACCUUACUGCCUUUCUCGAAAAAUACCUUUUUGAAACUACACAUUCCGCAGAGUAUGGGAAUUCUCGUAGUAUACUUUGCUUGGAAGAUAGUACAAGUGUGGUGGAUAAUGGAAUGUCAGAUUUGGAGCUGCAGCGCAUUUUGUUGGCGACAUGGAGACUUCUGAAUUUCGACAAACAAGCCUACUCCGGAACAAUUUCAGGCUCCACGAUACAAAGUCUGCUGGGGCAUAAGGAUAUAGCGGUACGAUACCUUGCAGUGCGGAUCUUCUGCCAGCUUCAGUUCGCGUCGGACGAUCGACUGGACGCAAUGGUCGCGAAAAAUGUUGGAAAUACAAGGGCAGUAAUGGGAGAUUUCGACGGCGAAAUAGUGGACUAUGGAUUUCUUAGUAUAUUCGAAGAAAAGCGGCUGAAAAAUGCUGCUUCGGAACUAAGGACUUGGGCAGGAAUGACCCAAGCCCAAAAGCAACCCCAGGAAUUUUCACCACUUGUGGUACAAUAUUCAGAUGUGUUGCUACCUCGUCCUAACGGUCAUCCUUCUCAGUCGUCCAAGCUCAUACCGACAAUCACAACUUCGCAGAAUAGGGAGUCUUUUGCCAAGGCUCUUAUGUCUUCAGCACCAAUCUUACUCCACGGAUUAGCAGGUGCAGGAAAGACUUCUCUGGUCAAUGACUUCGCGCGUGAACUUGGGAUGGAUUCAAGCAUGGUCACACUUCAUUUAAACGAGCAGACUGAUGCAAAAAUGCUUAUUGGAAUGUACGCUACAGGAUCUACACCCGGAUCUUUCACCUGGAGAGCAGGCGUUCUGACCACUGCUGUUAAGGAAGGACGCUGGGUGUUUAUCGAGGAUCUCGAUCGAGCUCCAAAUGAAGUUAUUAGCGUUAUACUGCCCCUCGUGGAGCGUGGCGAGCUUCUCAUUCCUAGUCGCGGCGAAACCAUAAAGGCCAAGGCAGGGUUUAAGCUACUUGCGAGCAUUCGAACGUCGCUCAAUGUAGGCGGGGGUGAAAUUCCACCAGCAUUACACAUGCUUGGAGCACGCAUGUGGCAGCGUGUACCUAUUCUCAUGCCAACUCAAGACGAGUUCCGUGAAAUCAUCAAAGACACCUACCCAGUCCUACGUCAAUUUUUACCCGGAAUUAUUAGCGUCUACGAACGACUCUACAAUCUUUCAGUACAACCUUCAUUUGCAUCCAAAAGUCGUACGUCGUCAGGACGUCCGAUAAGCCCUCGAGAUCUUUUGAAAUGGUGCCGAAGAUUGGCGAGUGUUCUUACAUCAUCAGGUUCUAAGACUGGCAGUGAGCCUAUUAGCGACACCACGAAGUAUGAAAUGUUUUUAGAAGCGGCCGAUUGUUUUGCAGGAAGUCUACAGACUCAGGAUGCCCGAAGGUCGUUGAUUUCUUGCAUUGCUGAGGAGAUGCAUAUCGAUCCCCAGACGAUGGAACAUUUUCUAGAUGCUCAUAUCCCACGUUAUGAAGACGGUGAAAUUGAUCUUUUGAUAGGUAGGGUAAGAUUACCCAAGAAAAGAACUAGCCGUGUUACCAAGCCUACUAAAAAGAGUCGUCCCUUUGCAAACACAACUCAUGCUAAGAGAUUGCUCGAACAAGUUGGAGUAGCAGUCCGAAUGUCUGAGCCAGUCUUGUUAGUGGGAGAGACUGGUAUUGGCAAAACUACUGUUGUACAACAGCUCGCGGAUUCACUGGGAUUCAAGCUCACAGCUGUUAAUUUGUCCCAACAAAGUGAAGUCGGUGAUUUGCUCGGAGGCUUCAAGCCAGUGAAUGUCAGAAGUCUUGCAAUUCCAUUGAAAGAUGAAUUUGAUGAUCUUUUUACAUCAACAGGAAUCUCCGCCACCAAGAAUCAAAAAUAUAUUGAUCAACUUGCGAAGUGUGUUGCAAAGAGCCAGUGGAGUAAGGCAUCGAAAUUGUGGCGUGAAGCUCCCAAAAUGUUCGAGAAGAUCAUUUCAGAACUUGCCAAAAAAGAAGAGGCAAACAUGCGCACAAAUUUAGAGCAACCCACGAAGAGACGAAAAACGGAAUCGAAAUUACAGUCAUUACUGAAAUUGAAGUCUCGUUGGUUAAGGUUCUCGCAAAGCUUGGAUCAAUUCGACAUUCAGUUAUCCGCUGGUUCUAAAGGCUUUGCUUUCUCAUUUGUUGAAGGUAAUAUUAUCAAAGCAGCUCGCAAUGGAGAAUGGGUGCUCCUAGAUGAAAUCAACUUAGCAUCACCGGAUACACUUGAGAGCAUAGCAGAUCUCCUUCAUGGUGGUACUGGUUCUCCCUCGAUACUUCUUUCUGAGACCGGUGAAAUUGAGAGAAUCCAAGCACAUCCGGACUUUCGCAUUUUUGGUGCCAUGAAUCCGGCGACAGAUGUUGGAAAACGUGAUCUUCCCAUGGGGUUGCGUUCGAGGUUCACUGAGCUCUACGUGGAUAGCCCAGACAAGAACUUAGACGACCUUUUAGCUGUUAUAAAGGCAUAUCUCAAAGGUACAAGUAGCAAUGACGAUAGGGCUGCCCACGAUGUAGCACGUCUCUACAUGAACACAAAACGGCUCGCCGAAGAGAAGCGAUUGGUCGACGGCGCAAAUGAAGUACCGCACUUUAGCUUGCGCACGUUGACUCGCGUUCUGUCUUACGUCACGGAAAUUUCUCCAUCUUAUGGCUUGCGCAGAGCGUUGUAUGAAGGUUUUGCUAUGGGAUUCUUGACUCUUUUGGAUCGAGAAUCUGAAAAAAUGCUCAUUCCUUUGAUUGAGCAUCACCUACUGGAUAGCCAUGGCAACCCUCAAGCUCUAUUGGCUCAAACACCAAAACACCCAGACGAUGGAAAACAGUAUGUGCGAUUUAUGAACAAGAAACGAGAUCGUCAAUAUUGGAUGCUUCAAGGCUAUGAGAUUCCUCAAGAGCAACCUCACUACAUUAUUACGCCAUUUGUCGAGCGCAACAUGCUCAAUUUGGUCCGUGCAACUUCAACUCGUCGCUUUCCUGUCCUGAUUCAAGGUCCGACUUCCUCCGGAAAGACCAGUAUGAUUGAAUAUCUCGCUAAAUUUAGUGGUAACAAGUUUGUGCGUAUUAAUAACCACGAACAUACUGAUCUACAAGAGUACUUGGGCACAUAUGUCUCUGACUCGGAUGGAAAGCUGCGCUUCCAAGAAGGUUUGCUUGUCCAAGCUCUCCGUCAAGGACACUGGAUUGUUCUCGAUGAACUCAAUUUAGCUCCAACCGAUGUUUUAGAAGCCCUUAAUCGUCUGUUAGAUGAUAACCGUGAACUUCUCAUCCCGGAAACGCAGGAGAUUGUUCGUCCACAUGAGAACUUCAUGCUCUUCGCAACACAGAAUCCUCCCGGACUUUAUGGUGGCCGUAAAACCUUAUCACGAGCGUUCCGUAAUCGUUUCCUUGAAUUACAUUUCGAUGACAUUCCGGAAGAGGAACUUGAUUUCAUUCUCGAGAAACGAAGUCAAAAGGUUGCGCCAUCAGACUGUCGAAGAAUUGUCGCAGUGUACAAGGAGCUUUCACGCCUUCGACAGUCGACACGUCUUUUUGAGCAGAAGGACAGUUUUGCUACCCUCCGUGAUCUUUUCCGUUGGGCGUUGCGAGAUGCCGAAAAUAGGGAGCAGCUUGCUGCUAACGGUUAUAUGCUUUUGGCCGAACGUGUUCGCAACUCAGAAGAGAGGGCAGCAGUCAAGGAGAUCAUAGAGACGGUUAUGAAGGUCAAAAUUGAUAUCGACGACCUUUACAGCAACGGUCUUGCAGAGAUCAGAGCCUACAAUGCAACCACUAACUCGCAAGGUGUGGUUUGGACCCAAGCGAUGCGCAGACUUUACGUCUUAGUCGCCCAUGCUCUACGCAAUAAUGAGCCAGUGCUACUUGUGGGUGAAACAGGAUGUGGUAAGACUACAGUAUGUCAGAUGCUAGCUGAAGCUUUUGGGAAAACUCUUCAUAUUGUAAACGCCCACCAGAAUACCGAAACAGGGGAUUUGAUCGGAGCUCAAAGGCCGGUAAGAAACAGAGCCGCUGUCUUGGAGCAGCUUAAAGAAGAUCUUAAGCAGUUACUGAAUGGGAUUGGUGAAGAACAAAAAGAUUCUGAGGAUCUCGAUUCUUUGUGGGCCGCAUACAAAUCUUUGCCGGAAGCAACUAUUUCUCAGAUACCAACUGAGCUGUCAUCGCGGAUUCAAUUCAAUCAAAUCAAGGCCAAGGCACUUUUUGAGUGGUCUGAUGGAAGUCUUGUGCAGGCAUUGAAAGAAGGGCAAUUUUUCUUGCUUGACGAAAUAUCACUCGCAGAUGAUUCGGUCUUGGAAAGACUAAAUUCUGUGCUGGAGUCCCAUCGAACAAUUUUGCUUGCAGAGAAGGGUGUGGAGAACUCUUUUGUGCAGGCUGCUGAAGGGUUCCAGUUUUUCGCCACAAUGAAUCCUGGAGGUGAUUAUGGUAAAAGAGAAUUGUCACCUGCUCUUCGAAACAGAUUUACGGAGAUUUGGGUUCCAGCCCUAUCAGACCAUGCGGAUGUCAUACAGAUUGUGGGAGCCAAGCUGAAGCCGGAUUUGAAACAAUUCUCUGAGCCUAUAGUCAAAUUUGCGGAAUGGUUUGGACAAACAUACAGGUCUACAUCCUCGACUUCGAUAUCAGUUCGUGACAUUUUGGCAUGGAUCAAAUUCAUGAAUGGAUGCCCGACUACCGAUCCCUAUUAUGCUGUUCUGCAUGGUGCGGCUAUGGUAUACAUUGAUACCCUUGGUGCAAAUCCGGCUGCUCUCUUGGCAAUUAAUCCAGAAACAAUUCAAGAGGAACGCGCGAAAUGUCUCCAGGAAUUGGGCGAAUUGCUCAAUCAUGAUGUCAGUACCAUAUACUUCAUGCCAAUACAGAUUCAGGACCAGGAUAAUCAUAUUACUAUGGGUGGCUUUUCUGUUCCAAAACAGGCUGGCUCAGAUAGUGACCCAGGUUUUGCAUUCGAUGCUCCGACGACGAAACUUAACGGCAUGCGGGUGCUUCGCGCCCUCCAAGUUCAAAAGCCGAUACUCAUCGAAGGUAGCCCUGGUGUUGGUAAAACGACUUUGAUUGCUGCCUUAGCACGUGCAUGCAACAGACCCUUGACUCGUAUCAAUUUAUCCGAGCAAACUGACCUUAUGGACUUGUUUGGAUCAGACGUGCCUGUUGAAGGUGCUGAAGCUGGACACUUCGCAUGGCGCGAUGCUCCAUUUCUUCAAGCAAUGCAACGAGGAGAAUGGGUACUUCUUGAUGAAAUGAAUCUUGCAUCUCAGUCGGUUCUUGAGGGUUUGAACGCUUGUCUUGAUCAUCGUGGGGAGGUUUACAUUUCAGAAUUGGACCAAACAUUCAAACGACAUCCCAACUUUUCUGUUUUUGCGGCUCAAAAUCCUCAUCACCAGGGUGGUGGUAGAAAGGGUCUCCCCAGUUCUUUUGUCAAUCGAUUUACUGUUGUCUAUGCUGAUGUAUUUAGAAAUGAUGAUAUGAAACUAAUCUGCAAGCAUAACUUCCCUUCCAUGCCACAAGAAUUAAUCACGACCAUUAUUGACUUCGUCACACGACUAGAAGACGAAAUCGUACACAAGCGGAAAUUCGGCUUGCAAGGCGGCCCUUGGGAAUUCAAUUUGCGAGAUAUCCUUCGAUGGUUGCACCUGUUGACGUCAUCAGCUCCGUUUCUCACUAACAGAGGCCCAGCCGAUUUCCUCAAUCUAAUAUUCCGACAGCGUUUCAGGACUAUUAAGGACCGAGAAGAACUGGAUGGUAUUUUUGCGCAAGCAUUUGGUUUUGCUGUACCAUUUCGUCAAUUUUUCCAUAACAUGAGCUCAACUACCUACCAGGUAGGAAUAGCAUAUAUGCCAAGGCAUACACUCUACCAACGCAUUCCAUUUCCAAAAGUCGACCCUGUUAACCAACUUCCGGAAUUGGAAUCAGUAAUUAUGUGUAUCCAGCAAAAUCUACCUUGUAUCCUAGUGGGAUCAUCGGGCUCUGGGAAGUCUACAAUUCUUGAGCAUGUUGCAGCAGCUAGUGGCAAAUCUCUGACCGUAUUUCCCUUGAACGCAGACAUUGACACUAUGGACCUCGUAGGUGGCUUUGAGCAGGUGGAUCCACAAAGAGCCGCCAGCAGAUUUCUUCGAGAGCUCCUUGAGUUCAUGGAAAGUCGUAUAUUAGGUACACUUCCUGAAUGUAUUCCGGAUGACGCAAUCAAAGUUCUCGAUAUUCUGAGAAAGGAUACUAUGAAUUCCUCUUUUUCAUUCCAAGAGGUUUCCCGCCACCUUCGACAGCUGGAAAAGACAAGCUCAUUACCAGAAUUUGGGACAUUGGCGGGGACUUGCGAAACUUUCGCAAGCCGCCCUAUGGCCGUCGAAAAUGCUAGGUUUGAAUGGGUAGAUGGUGUCUUAAUCAAGGCACUGGAACAAGGAAAAUGGUUGGUGCUUGAUAAUGCUAAUCUAUGCAGUGCUUCCGUUUUGGACAGACUGAACUCGCUGCUUGAACCAAAUGGGUUCCUCAGUAUCAAUGAACAUUGUGGCCCAGAUGGUGAGCCCAAGAUUGUUAAACCCCACGUCGAUUUCCGAAUUUUCCUAACUAUGGAUCCUCGAUUCGGGGAGUUGUCUCGCGCCAUGAGAAAUCGUGCCGUGGAGAUUUUCUUUGAGCCACUCGCCCCAGAGAUUAAAUCUUGUAGACUCACAGAGUUUUCUAUUCGACCAGAAGCAUCACUUGAGAGAUAUCGUCAGCUAUCAAAGGUUCUAAGCCUCGGAGAUUCCAAUUCCAGCCAGGCAGAUCUUAUUAGUCGUAUUGCUCUGGAUAACCUGGCUUGGUCCGACUUGCCUCUUCUUACAAGAUUUGCGGAAAGCGUGGUCGGGAGUCUUCAGCAGCAGGGGCUAUCUACUGCAAAACUAACAACGAUUUCUCAACAAUACAUGCAACUGUACCAAUCCGAAGAUUGCCGUGAGCUGAGAAAUGCAGUGGGGGAUUUAUUAAAUAAAGUUGCGAAGAAGACCUUGUUGCCCGCAGGCUUCGGUGACGCACAGGUUAGUGACCGUGCAGUCCCUUUCAUAGUUACACAAUGUACUGAUAGCACAAUUAAAACAUGUAGAUCAUCCAUCCUUUCCAAAAUUCGCCAAUGGUGCCAUUACUGCAAUCUACAUCCAAUCAAUCGCAGGUUUAUUGGGUUGCAGCCUGUUUAGAAUAUAAGCUCCAGAUCGCUGCUGCGUUAGAGGCACAUCAAGAACAAGAAUCCGUCAUCCCAACCCUCAAACCUUCCCAAAUGAACCGCCUUCAACGAUCCAUGGUCAGUGACAGAGUAGCUUCAGUAGUAAAGGACUCCACCGUGCGAGUCUCUGACUUUUUAAUGCAUACACUUAAAUCCAUCAACUCCUAUGUAAAUGCUCACAUCAUGGAAACUGAUCAUUGGAAGGUAAGUGCUCAAAAUGACAACUUCAUAUGCUCCCUCUGACCACAAACUAGUUCCGAAAACAAACAAUCACGUCUCUUAUUCGGUACUGGUGGAGUACCUUCAACCUUGUCACUGCAUCGACAUUUGAAGAAGCAACAUUCCAGUCUCAUUUGGCUAUUGGAAAUACAGUCUUAGAAGGACUAGUCAAAGAGAGCCCUCUGGCCGAUGAACAGAAUUCAAUUAUCAAGGGUUUCGUCUCAGACCUACAGGUGAACUUUGCUUCCGGAUUCAAGUUGACAACAGGACUAAGCAUGGAGCUUCUAUGGAAAAAACUUCGGCCUAUUGUUGCUACCAAGUUUGAAGUCAUGCAAAUCGUGGAGCAAAUGGAAAAGUUGGCCGUAAGAUUUGACGCCUUGCGAUGGAGAGCUUCAAUCUCAGUCGCCGAGCUUGGAGGCAUCCUGGCGUCCUUUGUCAAAGCACAUCAGCUUCUUCUUUCGUCGGAUGUGGACGGAGCUGCUCUUAUUCAAUCUCUGACAUCAGAGCUUGACAACCUCGAAAAAUGUGUUGAUGCGGAUGAGGAGAGCCCACGGCCAUUCUUGCAUGAUCAGUUCGAAGCUCUGAGGCAAUUUCAAGUCCUUGCAGCUCUGGCAUCCAAUAAACAACUCGGUGAUAUUGUAGACGUCGAGACUGUUGUUCUUGCGGAUCAUCCAAUAACCUCACAAAUGCGUCUAAGCACAUCGAGCCCAACUUCAUGGCUGCUACAAAACAUCGACUACCUAUGGUCAGGAGAACACGGCCUCCAACCUAUUUCAGGCAGUUUUUCGACAGAUUUCUUGCAUAAAAUGAACGUCAUUGAUGAAGUGGACCUCAAAUCUCUUAGGUUGCUUGAGUCCGAGCUGCCUGUCAUGGCGGAAAAGCUUGCGGAAUCAAGUGGGAUCCUGUCAAGCAGCCAAUUAGCGGCUAUUAAUCAAGUCCUUUCAAAUCUCAUGAUAGGCAUAAUUUCUGCGCAUGGUGAGAAAAGUUCAAAUGGACACCUGAAGAGGCAAGAGGUCUUCGCACUGCAAGCUAGUAGUAAAGCCUUCCACAAUAUUACCUUGGAAAACUUUUAUGAAGCCGUUUCCGCUCAUCAAGCAAAACAUUCUGGUGGUCAACUAUUAAUUGAUACAGAUAUGAAUUCUGAUAUUGAUAAUGCAAUGUUCGCCGUGGAAGCUGCAAAUAAUUCAACUCAUUCCAAGAUGCAGUAUUCGGCUCUCGCUUGGGUUCAUUUUGCUGUGGGCUGCAUCGCUCUUUACGUUCCUGAUCGAGCAUUUGAUCCGGAUAAGAGACAGCGACUUGAGCGACAAAGACACGAAGAAGUAAUUCAAGAAUUGGAGAAUAAGCUUGAUGCCCUUCAAAAAUUUGAGCGUCUCUUCUCUGGCCAAGAAUCGAACCUUCGCUGUCAGCUCAUAGAGGCAGAAAUAACAGAGGUUGGUGAGCCGCCAGAAGCAUCGCAGCAAGUUUACCGUCCGGAAAUAUCAGAACUAGACAAGCUUCAGGGUGAAUUCAAAAAUCUCCUAAAAGUUGUUCUCCCAUCACCCGCCAUUACCUCCAAAAUCUAUCAAUAUUUGAUGAAAGAUGACCAAGACAUCUUGAACGAAAUCAAGCUUAUUCAGAACAACAUCCUUCAAAUCAUACGACGUCUCUCUGAGCGUUUUAGAGCAUACAGCGAUCUUACUACUCCAGUCAUCAACAUUCUUCGUUGUCUCCAGAUAGGACUGUACAUGGCGGCACUCGUAUCAAAGGAUCCAUCAAACAACAGCAAAGCAGCUCUGGCUCUAAGCAAGGCAACUCCAUUCCUCGGAGGUACUCCUAAGUCGAUUGACGAAGACAUUGUAUCUGCCCAACCACUAGAAUAUUUGACAUUGAUGGCUACAACUACAUCAGUUGAAUCCAUUGACUCGUUGGAUCCAAAAACCCGAGAAUCGCUGUUUACGUCGAUCCACUCGUGUUAUAUUCAGUGGACCAAAAAGCUCGAUGCCGACCGGCUUGAGGGAGAAACAAAGUCAGGCUUGUACAGAUUUCGUGGAAGUGCUGAAGACGAAGAUGAGAUUGACCAGGACCAAUUCAAUGAACUAUUCCCUUCGUAUGAUGAAGAGUCACCGAGCGCGUCAAGUGCUACUCCAAAGCAACAAAAUGUCAGAGAUAUUGCUGUCAGUCUGGCUCUCGUACACGGAGACAUUUUCUUGGGUGGAGCAUUACCAUCUGUAAGCAUAAUUUCUUUGAUCAAGCACAUUUCUACACAUAUAGGCAAACUUCGUGGAAGUGAUGCUGGUUUUGGGGAUCAUAACGCAAGCAAGGCUUUUCUUCCAGGUUCACUUUUGUUGUUAAGUGAUAAGAUUGAUGCUUUGAGUUCUUCUGCUACGGUACCUGAAAAUUACAAUUUUUACACCGACGCAAAUCUGCCAGAAACUCGUAAACUGGUCAGUCUGAUCCAUCAAGUACAAACGAGAUUCAGAGAGCUUCAAGCUGUGGAUGAGAUUGCGCACAUGCAACCGCUUGAAGAUGUCAUGGUUUCGUGUAAAGAAUUACUCCAGUUCCGUCACACAGAACCACUUGCGAAAAUCAUCACCAAGGUUGAGAAAGUCCAUGGCUUCAUGCAUGAGUGGCAGUUUGGUGGUUGGGCAAGCCGUGCCAAUUCAGCACUUCCUCUAUACGAUAAUUUGACUGCCACUAUAGUCAGCUGGCGCCGCCUUGAACUGUCGACAUGGGCGAAGUUAUUCGACAUGGAAAACAAGCACUGCGAUGACGAUGCAAGAUCCUGGUGGUUUGUCGCAUACCAAGUUAUCGUUGCUGGACCACUAUCAAUAUGCGAGUCCGUUCAAGAACUCAAAGCCUAUGCUCAAAAGCUUCUGGAAGAUCUCCAGGCAUAUUUCUCAACAGCUAUCAUGGGUCAGUACGUACAGCGUCUUAAAUUGUUAAAGCAAUUAGAAAAACAUGUUGAUCUACUGUUGUUGGACUACCCAAAUCUCGCCAUAAUUGGGAGUGCACUGGCUAAUUUCAUUGCUCUCUAUUCACGAUACGAAAAGUCGGUCGAGGAUAGUUUGAAGAGGGGUCGAGUGUCGUUAGAGAAGGCCAUGCGCGAUGUACUACUUCUUGCAAGCUGGAAAGACACAAAUAUCGUUGCUUUACGAGACAGCGCCAAAAGAUCUCAUCAUAAGCUUUUCAAAAUUGUUCGGAAAUAUCGAGCACUUCUUGGACAACCAAUGGAUUCCCUUAUCAAGCAAGGACUUCCUGAUGAGGUGGUCGGUAAUGAGACUGGAAUAAGCUAUCUUGCGCUAGCACAGUUUCCUGCUGUCGAUCAAUCUGCCCUGGCAUUGUGUGCUUCCACAAUUCCAAGUUGGGCACAAAAGCCUAAGAGGUUCAUUAACGUUUCUAAGACUGUAAGCAUGAUGGUAGAUAAGAGUCAAUUACCUUCAUCUACAGUUGAGGGAUCUAGCUAUCUCGAAUCAUUCCUUGAAAACAUCAUCACAUCAACUUCAGAGUUGCAGAAAGCCACCCCGUCAAUCCUGACAGAAGACAACAAAGAUACUGUGAAACAUCUCAAAUCUCAAAAGCGCAAGCUAUUCGCAGAUACAUUGAAAGAUCUUCGUCAAAUGGGAAUCAAAUACAAUUUGGGUGCCAACGCGCUUGCUAAGCAAGAGUCACUCUCUAUUGUUUUGGCAAAUACAGAUUUUGUUCCCUCCAAUGACCCUCAAAAUUCGGAGUACUACUUUCACAAGACGGUCGAGCUUGCCCCAAGAGCAAGAGAGGCAUCAAGGCAGCAUUCUGAAGAUCUUAGUGGCGCUGAGGUGGCUAGAUGUACAGGAUUCUUGGAAGGCUUGUUGCAAGUUCUUUUGAGCCAGCGCAACAUUCUUUCGAGCACUAUGGCAAGCUUAAGUCUCUUCAGAGAUGUUGUCAAAAUGGCGAAGGGGCUUUGGGCUCCAGGGAUAUAUGACGUCAGGAUUCCUACUACAACCUCUAACCACAAGCAUGUCCUUCAGUGGUUGCCUAACAUUUUGUCGGUUGGACUGGAGCUCAUCAACACGCAUGCAAAACUUGGUAAAAUUGAUGCGAAACCUGUGGUGGAAAGUUUGUCCUCGUGGAAAGAUAUACUGGUCGAUCUUCGGGAAAGGUGGUUUUCAUCAUCUAUUUUACCUUCUGGAAUUAUGUCAACGCAACGCCGAGAAAUUGAGAUGGCCAUCACUGAUGCCACUGAGCAAUUAUCAAUCGAUUUGAGCAAACUGAUCGAGCAGCGUCCAGACUUAAUGUUUAUCAUCGAUCAGAUCUUACCUUGGACUGUUAUCGGUGAAUCGGCGGCGACAGCUAUUUCUACGCAAGCUCCGCUGGAAGACCUCGACCAAAAACUGUCAACUGUGUGCAAUACAAUCCUAGCCGCAAUGGAGAAAUACCACAAAUCUAUUGGCGACCUUCCAACUUCAACUGAAGAUCAAGGCUGGCUGAUCAGAAGCGAUUCUAUUCUUGCAAACAGCAUCAAGGCUCUUCACUCCGAGAAUGUUGCCGACCAAAUUAAACAAUCGUUCGCUAUCCUUAGAUCUCUCAACCUUUCGGAUGACAAAAUUAGUCGAGGUGCUGGUGCUAUAUUUGCAGUUGCUUUCCCAAUCAUCCAACAAUACUACAACACAUUAAAGGAAAGUAUUACUAGGUACGCUAUACUACACCGUUCGACAUGUAAGACCUCAUACAUUCUCGCAAAGACUUUUACACAGAUUGCAUCGCAAGGUUUCUGUACACCAUCAGAGAAACAGGACGCGCAGGAUGGUAAAACUGAAAAGUUAGAGGGGGGAACUGGACUUGGUGACGGAGAAGGUGCUGAGGAUAUAAGCAAGGACAUUGGAGAAGAUGAAGAUCUCGAUGAAUUGGCUCAAGAACCCAAUAAAGAAGAGAGGGGAGAAAUUGAAGAUGAAAAGGACGCUGUUGACAUGGCGGACGGCGAGAUGGAGGGUGAAAUGGGCGCGGCUGAAGAGAAAGAGGAUGAUGAAGGCUCUGGCGAUGAAGAAAAGGAUGACGAUGAGAUGGAUGAAGAGGCUGGAGAUGUGGACGACUUAGAUCCUAAUGCAGUGGAUGAGAAGAUGUGGGAUGGUGAUAAUGAGCAAGCUGAGAAAGAUCAAGAAGGUGAUGAUUCAAAAGGAAAGGCCUCCAAAGACGAACAAGUCGCAGCUCAAGAGAACAACAAAGAAGCUGGGGAAGGUGAUGAGGGUAAUGAGGCUGAAGAAGAAGAAGAAGAAGAAGAGAUGGCUGGAGCUGAACAAAGUGAAGAGGUCCAACAACAAGAUGAUGUAGAAAAGCAUGAUCCGCAUGCCGAUGAAGGAGAUGCUUUGGAUUUACCUGAUGAUAUGCAAUUGGAUGGGGAGGAGAAAGAUGGAAGCGACGGAAGUGAUGAUGGAAUGGAGGAUGAAAUGGAUGAUCUUCCAGAUAUGGAAAAUGAGGCUCAAGAGACUGAUGAAGUUGCAAACGAUGGUAAGGAAGAGGCCGAUGCCGAAAACGCAGAUGGACAAGAAGAUCAAGAUAUGGGCGACGAAAUGGAUGUCAUUGAUCUGGAUGAAGAUAAAGGUGAAGAGGGUGAAAAGACUGAGGAGGCUGGCGAGAAAGCUGAGGAAGAACCUGAAGAACAACAGCCUGAAGACCAAGAUGGUCUAUUGCGCAGUCGUGAGGACGAAGCUACAGUAGAUACUGAGAACGUGGUCCCGAGUGAUGUACAAGGCGUUGGCGAUGGCCAAGAUGAGAACGAAGCCGACGAGAAUGCCGAUUCUAGUAGCAAGGCUCAAAGAGAUGAUGGUGGUCAGGGAGGUGACUCGUCUGAGAAUAAGCAAUCGGCGGCUGAGGAUGGUGAAAAGGGCCGGCAAGCUGCAGGGGAUGCACCACAAGAUGCUCAGGACGACACUCAAGACAGUUCUAAUGCUCAGCCAUUUAAGAAGCUCGGAGAUGCCCUCGAAAAGUGGCACCGUCAACAGUCCCAAAUCAGCGAGCCGACCGAACAAAAAGAUCAAACACAAGAUCAAAACGUCGAUAUGGGUACUGAGAGCAAUGAAUUCCAACAUCUACAAGACGAAGAUGCUGAAGCCGACACUCAAGCCCUAGGCACUGCUACAGAAGAACAAGCUCACGCUCUUGAUGAGUCUAUGGCAAUUGAUCCGGAAAUUGGAGAUAUGCCAGAAACAUUCCAGCCGGAUGAAGUUGAGAAAGACGAGGACAAUGUCAUGGAUCUCGAGGAUGAUGCACCAGAACCAGAAGAAUUAUCCAACGCGUAUGAAGGUCGGGCCGGAGCUUCCAUCCACCAAGCCAAGAACAAUAUGGAUGAAGACUUGAACGACAAUACUCGCGCUCAAGCCAAUGAGAAUAUGGAUUCCGAUGUGGAAGAAGUUGACACACAGCUCGAUAAUACUCAUCUUGAUCCGACCACCACUAUUUCUGUACGAUCCGCAGCCGAUGCCCGUGCUCAAUGGACUCAUUACGAGUCCAUCACACGUUCACUUUCCCUUUCUCUGACCGAACAACUUCGAUUAAUUCUUGCACCUACCCUGGCAACCAAAAUGCGAGGUGAUUUCCGUACUGGAAAGCGUCUUAACAUCAAACGAAUCAUCCCUUACAUUGCCUCCUCGUUCAAGCGUGAUAAAAUCUGGAUGCGUCGCAGCAUUCCCUCCAAGCGCUCAUACCAAAUUAUGCUAGCAGUCGAUGACUCCAAGUCCAUGGGAGACUCAGGUUCUGGAAGUCUCGCUCUGGAGACUUUGGUCAUGAUUUCGAGAUCUUUAGCUAUGCUUGAGGUUGGUGAGAUAUGCGUCGUCGGAUUCGGAGAGACCGUCAAAGUAGCACAUGAAUUUGAUGUACCCUUCAGUUCCGAGGCCGGCCCUGCUAUCUUUGAGAAUUUCGGAUUCGAGCAACCGCGAACGGAUAUCACGAGACUCAUUCGUGAGAGUAUCAAUUUGUUCCGUACCGCGAGACAAAAGGCAUCAUCAUCUCCUGCAGAUCUCUGGCAAAUUUCUCUCAUUAUCUCGGACGGUGUAUGUAGUUCUUCUGAACAUGACAAAAUUCGACGAUUAUUGAGAGAAGCGGAGGAAGAGAGAAUAUUGAUGGUAUUUGUGAUUGUGGAUGAUGUUAGAACCAAGAAGAAGGGAGAAAGUGUGUUGGAUCUUAAGGAGGCAAGGUUUGUGAAGAAUGAAAUGACAGGAACGAGCGAUGUGAGGAUCGAGAGGUAUCUGGAUACAUUCCCAUUCAGAUAUUAUAUUGUGGUUGGGGAUGUGGGAGAAUUGCCGGGUGUCUUGGCAGGUGUGUUGAGACAGUGGUUCGGUGAGGUUGUUGGUAGUGGUUGAGAGUUCAUUUGAGGGGGGGAUAUACAUUAGAGUUUACAUCUGUAUUUGUGUUUUUUUGCGAGUUGGUAGGAUUAUAUAUGCAAUAGAACAGGAGUCGGGUCUGGCGUACUUAUUUGUAGAUUAUUUGGAUUUUAGCUGUAGAUUGCAAUGGAAAAGUUUAUUUGAUAUCACAACUGCGCU